AUGGACGAGGAUGAUGCGACAAAUGACAGCGCGUGGAUACCGACUGGAAGUUUCCCGACGACUCCUACUGCGUCAAGCCUCUCAAAGACACGGCUCCCGAAGAGUCAUACGGGGUGCGUGGUAUCUUUCGCGGGCUUGACACAGCCUGGGCAGUAUCGUGCAGAUGGAAGCUGCGCAUGGAUUGUGUGGCGCCUACCGGAGUGGAAAUUGAUGAUUGCCGCGAACGCUUACCUCGCCGACACGACGAGCCCCCUUGCCCAGAGCGCCGGUAUGACAUACGGCGUGCUGGCGGCUUUACAACUCGGUGCCGACGACUUGGUCGCUGUUAGCAAUUCAAGGCUGGCGUUGUUGCACUCGCUAGGGGCAGCUGACUCCGGGGCGAUGACUCAACCGAGUUACCACGAGGAGGUCAAGGCCCGACUGUGA
Molecule: messenger RNA, 426 nt
Organism: Phytophthora sojae
Lineage: Eukaryota; Oomycota; Peronosporomycetes; Peronosporales; Peronosporaceae
Exons: 1
Coding region: 1-426 (141 amino acids)
Source: RefSeq, a predicted model, not a curated record